AUGCCAAUGGAAGAUGGCUACAAAGUACCAAGAGAGGGGGAGAUUGAAGACAGCAAGCCAUUUCAUGAUCCUAAACUCUAUAGAAAACUUUUUGGCAAAUUGAUUUAUCUUACCAUUACAAGGCCUGAUAUAUGCUUUGUUGUGAAUCAGGUGAGUCAACACAUGCAACUUCCCAAGGAACAUCAAUGGCGCAUGGUGGAGAGGCUGUUGAUAUAUCUGAAUGGCUCGCCGGAUCAAGGAGUAUGGAUGGGGUGCAAUGGAAGCACUGAAGUGGUUGGCUAUUGUGAUGCAGAUUGGGCAGGAGAUAGAGCUGACAGAAGAUCAACAACCGGCUAUUGCACAUUCAUUGGAGGCAACUUGGUGACUUGGAAGAGUAAGAAACAUAAGGUGGUGUCCUGCUCAAGUGCAUAA
This is a messenger RNA of Brassica oleracea var. oleracea, 411 nucleotides long. RefSeq lists its product as uncharacterized. NCBI's taxonomy places the organism in Eukaryota, Viridiplantae, Streptophyta, Magnoliopsida, Brassicales, Brassicaceae. The record is from RefSeq and is a predicted model, not a curated record. The coding region runs from base 1 to 411 and encodes 136 amino acids. The transcript has a single exon.